This is a messenger RNA of Fusarium graminearum PH-1, 1032 nucleotides long. RefSeq lists its product as uncharacterized. Gene Ontology annotation, molecular function: acetyltransferase activity. The coding region runs from base 1 to 1032 and encodes 343 amino acids. The transcript has a single exon. NCBI's taxonomy places the organism in Eukaryota, Fungi, Ascomycota, Sordariomycetes, Hypocreales, Nectriaceae. The record is from RefSeq and is a predicted model, not a curated record.
AUGUCGUGUCUUCCCGACCCAACAGUACUCACCCAACUUCAGGUGGAAAACCCUCCACGAUACACCCAAGCACAGCUUCAAGAGUAUCUCAAAGUCAUCAAGCUUCCUCAGAGAUUCCUCGAUUCGCCAGUACUGAAGGAUUCGACCCUUGCUCACACCAAGGAACACGGUCUUCCCCUCAUUAAAGCCAUCACCCGUUACCACACAUGCAAUAUCCCAUUUGAGAACCUUGAACUCCACUACUCAGCACACAAGACCAUCACCCUUGACCCAUAUGAGCUUUUCGAAAAGAUAGUUACGCGUCGCCGUGGCGGUCGAUGUAUGGAGAACAACACCUUUCUCGGUACUGUUCUUCGCUCAUUUGGUUACGAGGUUCGCGAUUGCGGAGGUCGAGUGGCGCGCGCCAUGAGUCCUUAUCCCGAUGUUAGAAAGAACCAAGCCUACACUUAUGAUGGCUGGAACCACAUGCUCAACCUCGCUCACUUUGAGGAUGAGUGGUAUAUCGUCGAUGUGGGAAUGGGUUCAAUGGGUCCCAACCUUCCUUUCCCUCUACGCCACGGGUUCGAAACCACGAGUAUUGCUCCUCGAAAGAUCCGUCUUCAGCGCCGAGCUAUCGCUGAGUCUCACGCAAGCAACCCCACCAAAGGAACUAAGCUGUGGUGCUACGACGUCUGCCUCAAGCCUACUGAGGACGGAACUGAUGUGUGGACACCUACUUAUGCCUUUACUGAGACGGAGUUUCUGCCCCAAGAUUACGAGGUCAUGUCGUGGUUUACCUCUACCAACCCGCGAUCUUUCUUUACUAGAUAUGUCACCUGUACCAAGAUGAUCCAAGAUGAGGAGAAGGAAGAGAUUAUUGGUAACCUUACCUUGUUCAAAGAUACGAUCAGAGAGACAAUCGGCAAUCAGCGAAAGGUUAUUCGGGAGUGCAAGACUGAAGAGGAGAGAAUUCAGGCGUUGGUUGAAGUAUUUGAUGUGAAUUUGACGGAGGAGGAGAAGAACGGAAUUCCAGAGGAGAGAAGACUAGCUUGA